Messenger RNA from Chelonoidis abingdonii (Abingdon island giant tortoise), 5532 nucleotides. RefSeq names its product nudix hydrolase 3 (gene NUDT3). NCBI's taxonomy places the organism in Eukaryota, Metazoa, Chordata, Testudines, Testudinidae. The record is from RefSeq and is a predicted model, not a curated record. Gene Ontology annotation, cellular component: cytoplasm; nucleus. Gene Ontology annotation, molecular function: bis(5'-adenosyl)-pentaphosphatase activity; diphosphoinositol-polyphosphate diphosphatase activity; endopolyphosphatase activity. Gene Ontology annotation, biological process: diphosphoinositol polyphosphate metabolic process; diadenosine hexaphosphate catabolic process; adenosine 5'-(hexahydrogen pentaphosphate) catabolic process.
CAAGAUGGCGUUGCAGUCGUCGUUGGCGGCGGCUGGAGAGCUGGCGGCGGCGGCAGGGCUAGCGGAGCUGACGGGGGGGAUGAGGCGGGCGAAAGGCGGCAGCGCUAGCAGCGUGUAGCGGAGGCUCCCGGCGUGUGAGAGACUCUCCUGGGAGGCGGGCCCCCUCAGUCCCCGCUGCCGGAGCCCGGCGGGUCCCACCCCGCUCAGAACCGCCCCUCCCCCGCCUUAUUCCCCACCGGGCCUCUUGGAGCCCAGGCCUUGCGCCCCCCACAGCGCCCCAUCCUCGGUGUCCUCCCCCGGCCUGGGCCUACCCCUUUAGCGCCGAGCCCCUUCCGCCUCCUCGCCGCGCCCCCCACUCAGCCCCGUCGCUGGCCCCCCUUCCCCAGAACGGAGGAUGAUGAAGCUCAAGUCCAACCAGACUCGCACCUACGACGGGGACGGGUACAAGAAGCGGGCGGCCUGCCUGUGCUUCCGCAACGAGAGCGAGGAGGAGGUGCUCUUGGUGAGCAGUAGUCGCCAUCCAGACAGAUGGAUUGUCCCAGGAGGUGGCAUGGAGCCUGAGGAGGAGCCCAAUGUGGCUGCUGUGCGGGAAGUCUGUGAAGAGGCUGGAGUGAAAGGGACGUUAGGAAGAUUAGUAGGAAUUUUUGAGAAUCGGGACAGGAAACACAGAACAUAUGUUUAUGUACUUAUUGUCACAGACGUGUUGGAAGACUGGGAAGACUCUGUCAAUAUUGGAAGGAAAAGGGAAUGGUUUAAGAUAGAAGAUGCUAAAGAAGUUCUGAAGUCCCACAAACCAGUGCAGGCCUCAUACUUUGAAACCUUGAGACACGGCUGUUUGGCAAACAACGGCACUCCUGUCAUGACCACUUCAUACGCUGACUCUAAUGAGAGCUCUGUGUCUGACAUCAGAUGACUGAAGAUGUCCCUAUAAAAGAGAGUUUUGGAAAAUAGACUGAAACAUGGAUUUCCCCCCCUCCCACCCCCUUUAACAUGCCUCCUCUGUUGAGCAAGGCAUGGGCAGCAGCCUGUGGCAAAGCAAGUGUUAAGAGUGUUGCAGUUUAGUGCAAGGUGGGGUUUUUUGCUUUUUUGGAUUUGUAUUUUGUAAAAUACAUUUUGUGCAUGAAGUGCCCCCUUCCCUUUACACCGCUACCCUGGCCUGGAAAGCGACGCUGCUCGUUUUGCCUCUGCCUUGUGUUCUGAAGUGUUCCCAUAUGUGUCAACCCAGCCAUAGCCAGACAUUUUUCUUUUUUAUAAUUAAAGACUGCAAAUGUGAGAUCAAUUCUUUAAGUCUUAGUCUGUACAGUAAGGUGCUGUUCAGACCUGUGGUGGUCACUUUCAGCGCAUAUGUAUAAACUAUUUUUUUAGGUGGAGGAAUCUAACUUUUAAUUUUGUGGGAAUAUUUUUAAACCUGGGCUACUUGUGAAAAGAAGAUUUCAUAAUUAAUCAGUUUGCCUUGUUUUUUUAAAUACAAAAUUUUUUGUGACCAUGCUAAUGGCUGGGUCAGUUUACUCCCCCAUAAACACCCAAAACUUAGUGCAGUGACAUUUUAUGGCCAGAGCAAAGUUUCAAUCACCUUCAGGCAUCCCUGGUGCUUAGUUUCUUCUACAGAUUCAGCCAACAUUUCUGCUUUUGUAUUAGAAUGAAACACAAGGAAUUGGGCUUUACUGCCCAGCCAAAAGCAAACAGCCUCAGAAACACUAUGAUAGAAACUGAAUUUUGGCCUCAAUGAUAGGAAUCAGGGAUUCAAAGGGGGGUUAAAAUCUAACCAAUGGGAGCUUCAAGCACCAUUGCUGCCCUGCUGUUUUUGGAAUUCUUUCCCAUCUUGCUGCAUAUUGCUGAUGUCUCUUUCUGUCCACAUGCCUUAUACUGUGCUCAACUGGGUAUUGUAAUUUGUGCUAAAGUAUUGGAUUGUACUUAUUGAGUGUCAUUGCACAAACCCUUGGGGGAUGUCCCUGUUGUGUCCCUGAAAAAAGUCUUAGGGGGGAAAAAAAAUCAGGUGUUGAAUCUCUCUUGUAUGUGGCGUUGCAGCACUUACAAUUGUACCACAGAGCAUACUCAGAAUGUUAAAACUAUCAUCCUCUGUGACAAAGGUACAGCUGGCUCCCAAGCAGAAAUGCUAGUGUGGAGAAGUACAUCAUUUAAUAGGAUAGUUGCCCUGAUGCAUUGGCACAAUUCAUGCUUUUGUUUUGUUUGGUUGUUUUUUACUGAUGUAAGUUUCAUGGUGUCUUGAUUUGCCAACAGUGUUGUCUAGUUGGGAAAUAAAAUGGAAAGGGUUGGGGCUGGAGGGUGGGAGGGGUAGGGAAAGGUUUGGGAGGGGCAUUAGUUAAUCCCUGGCUUGGGACAGGAGCUAGUUGCUGCAUUUGGUAACUUCUCCUUUGUCAGAGCAUAGCCAAGAUGUGAAAUUAAAUCUGCAGUACUCUUCCUUAUAUCUAACAGAAAUUAUUCUAAUAAACACUCAUACUUUUCAAGAGCAGUCUUUCUCCCCAUUAAGCACAUACAAUAUAAAAUUCUGAUAGACAUAUCAGUGAAGCUGGGGUAAUGGGAAUUGGUAUUUUCACUACUUUGGCAAGAGGCUGUUCAAUUGAAGAUCCUAUUCUGUUCCUUUAUUUGUUCUCCCUACUUUCAUCAGUAUGGGAUAGCAAGGCCAAAAGCAGUGCCAGUGAUCGCCAACAUGAAAAGGCUGAGAGGCAUUAUUCAAGAAGCAGUUUGAAACUGAGCAUCUGGAAUUCAGCCUAAAUUACACUAGUUCUGUUCACUUGAACUUAGAAACAAAUGUACAGUCCCUUCUUAGUCUUUGUUGAUCAGCCUGAACAUAACUUUAAAAAGGGCUUGAAUAAUAUAGCCAGAAAUGGACAAGAAAGUAAAAGAAUCCGCUCUUUCUGAGCUGUUAGCGGCGCCUAACAACACAGCCAUCUACUGCCUUCAGUUGAGUUUUUGUCCUUCACUGUAUAGAUUAAUACAUUACAAAUGCUUUGCAAAAAAGCAGCUGGUACUCCUGAAAGAGUAACUGCAGUUUUAAUAUCAGUAGCAUGCACAUUUUUGUUUCCUUAAAUCUAAAAAUGUUUUUAUAGGGCUAUUAAACUGACACUUUAGGGUCGAAUAUUGUUAAUGACUUGCUAGUGGCUUCUUUGUUUGGGUCAGAAAAAUAAAUUGUGCCAAGAAAGUAUUUUAAUGUGGCAUGAAUUGAUGCUGUUAAUGCAGUUACAUUGAGUGGCUGGUGUUAUGCCUUAUUAACUGGAAAUAGAAGAUUGAGCUCUGGGGUGCAAGUAGUCUUUAUUCAAAAGCUGUGUACUUAAAACAAGCCUUGUUCCUGACUUACAUAAAUCUUGCCCUCUUACCACCACCUAGAGUUCGCAUCUUCCCAAUGUCUGAGGUUCUUCUGUAACAAUUCGUAUAGCUAUGUGGAAUAUCAGCGUAAGUAAUCUUGUCCAUAAUGACACUAAAUUGAUUUGGGACUCAUAAUUGAGCUACCUUUCAUAUGCAAACACAUCAGGAUUUUAAGAUGGGGGCUCUGGUAACUGUUGUCAGCAUGAUGUCAGUUAAACCUCUCCAGAGCAAGUCUGACUGAGCCAGUGUACAAAAUGGCUUCCAAACUAGACUAGGACUUCCAGCAUUGCUAAGACCGGUGCUUCUGAACAUACUAGCAAAGGUAGAAAUUGUUACCUCCCAAAAUAGUGUUGUGUGUUGACCCUAAAUCUAGAGCUAGGAUGUGUCUCAGACCUUCAUUUAGCCAGAGCAGAUGCUCGUUUAACUGUCUGGUGCAGACAUGUUGUGCAGUGUAGUUCCUUCUUCAUUGGCAUUGGAUAUUAGCCAAUAUGAUCUUGGGUGCUCUCAGAAUAAGGGAGAAAUUUCUAGAUUUGGUUUAAGAAAUCUUUUGAGGCUGUAGCAGUCUGGGAAGUCUGGCACUACAAAGCUCUAGCCACAACUAGGAAGGUUUUGAUGUGUUUGUUUUGGGUCAAAAUUUUCCACCUCUCACAGACACCAGGGGUUCAUUAUUGUGUGUAAGUAUUAGGUUUGCUUUAGAAUCCUGGGUUCAGGGGUGCUAAUGAGAAUCAGAGGCCUGGAAUUCAGUGCAUGUAGUAAAUUCACUCACCUGAUAAUUUUUCCCAGUGUUUUGCCAGCUGCACCUUUAUUCUAUACAUAUAUGAGGAGGAGACACGGGGGUAUUAGGAGACAAGACUGCUUACAAGGGAGGAGAGGAGAAAUUUCUGGAUAUUGAGAUCUAGAAAUAAUGGUUUUCCUUUUGUGUCCUACAGGAGGGCUCAGAGUUGGAGGGUGACAGUGAUACAUGGACAUAGAGACAUAGGGCUUGUCUACAUUAGGGAAACUUGGCAAACAUUUCCCACUGUCACACAGGCUGAUUCAGCUCCAGCAAAAUUAGCCAAGUUGGGAGCCCUAGUCUAGAUGGGCUGCAAGCUGCCCACCUGCAUUUUAAGGACAUGGGCCAGAUUGUCAAAAAUCUCCCUGGGGGCCUGUCUCCAUCUUUAGGCACCUAAAAAUCUGGCUCCAUGUUGCUUAAUGUUGCUCAGAGCAGUUUUAACUGACACCAGGCUUAAAAUGCUAGUGGCAGCGAGAGGGUCCUCUGCAUUACGGUGCUAAACGUAACUAACCCUGGUGGAGCUGAAGUAGUGUUAGCACCAGUGUAGAAGAGGCUUGAACAGAGAAUAGCCCUUCUCUUAGAAGGAGGAAGUAUGCUUCAGGCUCUUGGAAUUAUUUCUCAAACCCUGUUUUGAUACAGUGGAACAGUGACUGCUGUGGCAUUUUUGUGCUUUGGUAUCACCAUUUAGAAAGUCCGUGAGAGUAAAAUAUGGUGUCUUGGAUUCUUUGGAAUUAGUUAUUUUAAAUCUUUUUUGGCUUUAACCUUGAGUUAAUUAACUCAUAUUAGGGCUUUUUAAAAAGAAAAAAGUCCAUCUGAACAGUAAACAAAACUGCAUAAUCCUUGUAUAAAGUAUUUAGCUUGAUUUCUCUCCCCCCCCCCCCGUUUUUUUUUAAAUACAGGGCAGUCUCUCAUUAUUCUUCCCGCAUACUCUCUAUAUAUCUAAGUUUCUUACACACUUAGCCAUAAUUUUAUUUUGUCCCUAUUAAUCUGUAUGCCACUAUGGCUAGCAAUUUCUCAUCUUAUUCCCCCCCCCAUCUCCAUUCCCAAAAAUGUAUUGUCCUUGGCCAUUUUUACUUCUGAAAUAAAUUUGCCAACCACAAUGAUGAGUGCCACAGCAAUAUGUCAUCUCUGUAGCGUUCUGGUUAUGUCAAACCUGACACGGGGAAGAUUUAGAAUGUGAUCCCUAGAAAAAACAGUUACCUAUGUGUUUUGGGUGUUUUUGGUAUUUUUUAAUCAGGGUAAAAGUGUAAAUGGUUUCCCACAUCUGCCACUGAGCCUGUUUUAAAAGCUGCUUGAAAAUCAACCAUUGAAGUACAUGGGAAGUUAGCGUUCCUACACUAGUCAAAAUUCAAGGAAAUCAUGGGUGGCAGUGACUGGAGAGUUACUGCUGAUGGUAAAAACACUGAAUGUUUUACUGGGGAGUAACUGAUUUU